This is a messenger RNA of Psammomys obesus (fat sand rat), 453 nucleotides long. RefSeq names its product IQ domain-containing protein F2-like. The transcript has 2 exons. Bases 1 to 453 code for a protein of 150 amino acids. The record is from RefSeq and is a predicted model, not a curated record. NCBI's taxonomy places the organism in Eukaryota, Metazoa, Chordata, Mammalia, Rodentia, Muridae. Gene Ontology annotation, molecular function: calmodulin binding.
AUGAAUAGUUUAACAAAGAAGAAGAUGGUGUUCGUGGCAAUGGCCGUUUGCAGGUCAGAGUUUUCGAAAGGGUCAACAAAAUGCAAAGCAAAAGCGGCCACCCAGCUCCAGGCCUGGUGGCGUGGCACCCUGGUGCGCCGGACCCUGUUGCGCUCUGCCCUCAGCGCCUGGAUCAUUCAGUGCUGGUGGCGGCCGACGCUCUGGAGGAUCGCGGAGAAGAGGCGGAGGAAAGUGCUGAUUGACUUCUCAAGCAAAGAGAGAGCGGUGGUCAAGCUCCAGUCUCUGAUUCGGAUGUGGCGGGUCCACUGGCGGUACUGCCAAGUCCUCAAUGCUAUCUACAUCAUCCAGGGCCACUGGCAAUACCACAACUGCCAGUCCUGCUCUUUGCUGCGGGGUCACUGUGUGAUCACGGCCACCCACCUUCAGUUCCACAUUGAGAUCAUUGACCACUGA